UAUGAUACCAGAGCAACGUUCCACGUGUACCUCUCGGUGGUUCACGUUAAAUCGUGACAUUGAAUCAAGCUUAUAAACAGCACAUUAAAUGAAUUGUUCUAAUCCAUAAUGGCGACAAGUGAUUUUGAUGUGGAGCUCUUCGAGCGAAGACUUCACACAUUGAAGGAUUCGCAGGAGUCAAUACAAGGUCUUUCUGCUUGGUGUUUGGAAAGGCGACAACAUCAUAAGAAAAUUGUUGCUACCUGGUUGCAGGUUUUAAAGAAAGUAAAAGUUGAACAUCGUCUUACUCUCUUUUAUCUGGCAAAUGAUGUUAUUCAAUACUCCAAAAGAAAAAAUUUUGAAUUUGUGGAAUCUUGGGGUACAACUUUACAACGGGCAACAACUAUGGUUAGAGAUGAAAAGGUCAAACAUCGUAUAUUAAGGAUUUUUAAAAUAUGGGAUCAAAGACAAGUGUACGACGAAGAAUUUCUCGCAGAUUUAUCAGGAUUAAUUUCGGCAGCUCCAAAAAAAAAAUUAGAGCCUCAACCUACAGCACCACCAGAGGAAUUUCAAGCUGCUUUGCUUAUAUCUACUAUGAGAUCAUGUGCAACAUUAGAACAAGCAACUGAUGCACGAUUAAGAGAUUUACGUGAAAAAGAAGGGUUGAAGAUGCAUGAACAGGCUGAUCAGUUUUAUGAAACUCAAAGAGGUGAAGUGAAAAUAGUUACUAAUGCAUAUAGAAAUUUUGGAAGUCGUGUAAAAAAUUUAAAAAAGAAAUUAGAUGAGCUCUUACCAACACUAGUUUCACCAAUUCCAUCACCAGAUAUAAAUGCUCCAUCUCCAAGUCCUGAUAGUGAUAUAGAACUUCCAGGAGAAGAAAAUCAAUCUCAAAAUCAAUUAGGGAUGAUAGAUGUAGCACCACCAUCUAUGUAUGGUUCAUAUUCACAUGACUAUGAUCCAGUACCUGUACCAGCUCCAGAAAUGGGUCAGGGUAAUGAUUCUGGUGAUUUCACUAAUAAUUUUUCAUCUUUUAUGGGAGGAAAUGUGGACUUUGGUAAUAUGAGAAACAUAUUUAACGAAAGAUCGUCAACGCCGACUGGAAUGUCACAACAGUAUAAUGAUUCGAUAGAGGCUAAACCAAUAGAAGUAAUCAACUUGAGGCCCUCCAAGAGUGAAAAUAGUAGUGCAGAUUUUAAUAUCUCUAGUUUUUUAAAGACUGUUCUUCCUUCAUCUGAUGGAACACAAGAUCCUGGUGGUAUUCCUGGUCUUGGUCUAGAUAUUCCAGAAUCGCAAGUGGAAUCUCCACAGCGUUCGAAUUAUAGACAUUCGCCGGUGCUAGUGCAGCAUCCUGUAACUCCCGUGAUCUCAAGAAUGAUGGGUAAUCAGAACACACCUAUAGGCGUGAAUAAUUGCCCAAUAACUCACAGUACUCCAUUACCUGUUCGAAACUUGUCCGGCGAAUCGCAUACUCCUUCGCCAUAUUCCAGUCAAAACAGUCAGAGUAAUAUUACCGUACCUUUCGAUGGUCCUACUAAUAAUAAUACUGUUAAUCCUUUACCACCUCCACCAUUACCUCCACCUAUUUUUCUCGAUGAUGAAAAUUGUUAUAAUAAAUUACCACCUAAGUUUCCUACAUGGACGCCUCCAACUGAAACUAUGAAGGAAGCAGCUAAAUGGGAAGAGAAGGGAAAAAAUAGCAUGAAUCCAACCUGGCCUGGUGAAUGCGACGAAAAAACAAAAACAUGGAUGGAUGGCGAUACAGAUAGAUGGGAUUCCAAUAAUGAUUCUACAUGGACAAACACUGUUAGAGGAAAAAGUGAAAUUCUAUCUGAAACACCAGAAUCACCACCCAUGUACGAGAAAACAGGAUUUACAGAUCCAGUUGAAUAUGAUGACUCCCAACCACAAGAAUCUCUUUUGAAUGCUGCUGGAGACGUAGACCAUAGAGUAAUACCUAUUCCGAUGACAGUAGAAAAUCAAUUACCAUAUCGUUUAAUGAAAGCAGCGGAUGUUGACCAUCGCAACUUAAUCAGUUUAACAGGAAGUCCGGCAAAUCAUAAUGUCAACGAUACUUUGAAUGCGAUAACUAAUAGUAAUAGUUUGUGGUCUACUGGCGAUCAGGAUUACCGGCAACAUAUGCAACCGGGUGAUAUUGUGGAAAGCGUCGAUAUGGAAAUGUCAGAUGAUGAAACUGACAGUAAACCAAAGGGAAGGGUACUGGUUGAUGUGCGAUCGCAAGACAGAGACAUGAGAGUUGGUAAUCAAGCAGCAUCUUCACAACAUAUGGAUAUGGACAUGCGAAUGAUUCCACUUCCCACGGGGCAAAUGCCGGGAUCGCACGGGCAAAUAAUGCAAGAUGUGCACAUGAUGCAUUCAGGGCCUCCACCACCUCCACCUCCACCACCACAGUUUCAUCCUGGUCAACCGUCUUUUCAUCAAGACCAAUCAGAUUUUCGACACAAUUCUGCAACAGAAUUUCAUCCGGCUCAGUCAAAUUUCCAUCAAAAUAGGCCACCACCAAACUUCAUCCAAAAUCAACAAGAUUUUGGACCAGAAUUCCAUCACAUGCACCAAACUCAAUCAGAUUUUCCGAAACAAGACUUUGAAUAUCGUGAGAAUCACGCAUUACGACCUAAUCAGGAGUUCCUCGGUGAGCCACAAAUGCGCAGCAGAUACUCCCAGUCGACAGAACAUCAACACCGAGACAUGGCCUUCCAUCGAAAUGAUAGGGGAAGUCGUGGUAGCCGUGGAUUCCAGAGGAACCGACGGGAUAGAUACUCGGAUGAUCACAAACAAAGAAACAUUCAAAACAAUCGCAAACCCCGAACACAAGAGCAACAUCAAAGAUCUUCACCGGAGAUCUUGCCGAAUAGUCGACCUUUAUUAGUACCAGCUCCUGAUACUGUUGUCAUUCUCGAUGAAGAGGGUAUGCCAAUAGGGCUGCUGAACGAAAAAGAAACACCAGCGAAUACAGAGCAUGCGCCGGAUACCGAACAAGAAGAACGCUGUCAAGAUCGUAGAUUAUCACAUGGUACUCCAAACUCUCAGGAUCUCGAUCAACAAUCUGUUUACUCAAGUGGAUCGAAUCUUGUUCACGAUCAUGAAUCCGAGCCUCCCACUACGGAUCCGGACGAACAACAAUCGAUAAAUGAAGUGACUGUUGUGUCCGUAAUAACGGAUACCAAAGACUCACAACACAAUCAAUAUGUUCCUAUCUCAGAGUAUGAGGAACAUAUUGAAUCGGAAGCCGUUCUAUCAGAAAAGACCUGUGACAGUAGCGAAUCGGUCGAAAAUCCAGGACCAGAAACAAAUUUUUCUGAGCAAUCACAACAGCAACAACAUAUGUCAGAUCAAUUAGACGAUCUUGGAAAUUCGACGCCAAGCAACGAAUUGAAGAGACCGUCGACGAAUGGUAGUUUUGACGAGAACGAUAUUAGUUCUAGUAAAAAGAGAAUUGCUUUGUCAAACGGUCCUCAGACACCAACAGAGUCUGAUCCCGGACUGAAUGGGCCGAUACCACAGGUUUCUGCGGAAUCGCAUCCAGGAAUAUAUGACUUUGAUGUCCCGGUUGGGCCGAAUUUUCGACCGCGUCUCGGAGGCCCUGUUCCAUUCCCUCCAUGGAGAGGGGGUCCACCAAGAGGUAGAGGUUUCAGAGGUGGACCCAGGGCUCCUUGGAUGGAUAGAGGGCCUCGUGGUCCUGUGAUCGGCAAUUUCAUGCCAAGGGGAUUGAAACGCGGUGGACAAUUCAGGGGUAAUGGUUUUAGAGGUCGAGGACGCGGUAAUAAUUGGUAG
Eufriesea mexicana is the source of this 3771-nucleotide messenger RNA. RefSeq lists its product as uncharacterized. The record is from RefSeq and is a predicted model, not a curated record. The transcript is spliced from 9 exons. Bases 109 to 3771 code for a protein of 1220 amino acids. Gene Ontology annotation, biological process: mRNA 3'-end processing. NCBI's taxonomy places the organism in Eukaryota, Metazoa, Arthropoda, Insecta, Hymenoptera, Apidae. Gene Ontology annotation, molecular function: RNA polymerase II complex binding.